UAUGUAUUUUAAACUCAAAUGUCUCCACUUUCUGCAGAUUGUAUAAGGACCACAAUAAGAAUCUUCAAGAAGAUCCAGACAUUCAGUCAAUUUCCGAUAUAAAAGAGGGCCAGAUUAUCAGGGGAUAUUUGAUGUCUGUUACUGAUCUAGGCAUAUUUGUGAGGUUAUCAAGGACCAUCUCAGGAAGAGUUCUUUUCCAGAAUGCUACAAAAUACUUUGUGAACAACCAAAAAAUGUUUUCCGAACACAUUUCCAUGAAUGCAUUGCUGACAGCCAAGGUUCUCAGUGUGAACGCCAAGAAAGAGCAUGUGAACCUGUCACUGCUGUCAAAGGACACUGGCAAACCAGAUCUGCUCCCAGAAUCCCUUGAGCUUCCAUUGCGUUUGACAGAAGAGCAGAAGCAAGAACGUGACAAGAAAGCCAUCAAGAGGAAGCGGGUUAAUUCUGAGAGCCAGCAACAAGACGAUGAGAAAAAUGGACAGAUGAUUAAAAAGAAAAAAGAAGGCCCAGUAAAGGGCAAAUCCACAGAAAAGAAGAAAACGAUAAAAAAGAAAACGAAAACAGAGGAUAAUGACAGUGGUGUAGAAGUGUUCUGCAGAGAGGAGGAAGUAAUGCCGUUGCGUAAAAAUCAAGACCAAGUAAAGGGUAAGCAGGAGGCAAAGGAACCAGAACGGCUGCAGGUGGCUUUUGGCUUCCCGUGGGAAUCCACACUGUGCUCUUUAACACCAUUUGCCGCAGUAGACGACACCCAUGAUUCCAGUGAGGAUGAGCAGGAAGUCACAAGCAAGGUGAGCUCACACAUGCACAGCUCCCUCCUCUGGCUGCAGUACAUGGCUUUCCAUCUGCAAGCCACGCAGAUCGAGCAGGCGCGUGCGGUCGGCGAGAGAGCCCUCAAAACCAUCUCCUUCAGGGAGCUUUUUGAUCGUGUGAUUCACCUGAGCGUGUCGGUGAAGAAGAUCAAGUUCUUCUUUAAGCGUUACCUGGAGUACGAGAAGAAGAACGGCACACCUGAGACCAUGCAGGCGGUCAAACAGAAGGCUCUAGAAUAUGUGGAGUCCAAAGGAGCAGAAGCUGCCAGCUAG
This is a messenger RNA of Sinocyclocheilus grahami, 1082 nucleotides long. Its product is annotated as protein RRP5 homolog. NCBI's taxonomy places the organism in Eukaryota, Metazoa, Chordata, Actinopteri, Cypriniformes, Cyprinidae. Gene Ontology annotation, biological process: rRNA processing. The record is from RefSeq and is a predicted model, not a curated record. Gene Ontology annotation, cellular component: nucleolus; small-subunit processome. The transcript has 7 exons. Bases 132 to 1082 code for a protein of 316 amino acids. Gene Ontology annotation, molecular function: RNA binding; protein binding.